Panicum hallii is the source of this 1744-nucleotide messenger RNA. RefSeq names its product anthocyanin 5-aromatic acyltransferase-like. The record is from RefSeq and is a predicted model, not a curated record. Lineage: Eukaryota; Viridiplantae; Streptophyta; Magnoliopsida; Poales; Poaceae. Bases 219 to 1646 code for a protein of 475 amino acids. The transcript has 2 exons.
ACUUGUGAGUGUGAGCGGGAAGGUCGCGUGCGUUCCUGAUGGAUCCUCUCAGAAAGAAAAGAAAUGGGAAUGCUAUCGUGAUUCGAAUUCAAGCAAUUUUAUUUGAAAACGAGAGGGCGUCCCGGACAUCUUAUCCCCUACUGCACUUCGUUUUCUCUCGGUGAGCUCUCAGUCACCGAGCUUGUCGUUCUUGAACCUUGAUCCCAUCAGUUUCCACCAUGAGCUCUCAGGUGCGCGUUCUCAACAUCAGCCAUGUCCGUCCCGUCGAAACGGACGGCGUGUCGCCGCCGCACCAAGGCGGGCACAAGCUGUCCUUCAUGGACCUGCUGCAGAUCUCCAAGACAAUCCAGCGCCUGUUCUUCUUCGACGGCCCCGACCUCCCGCCGUUCCCGUUGGUCGUGAGCGCGCUGCGGUCCUCCCUCGCCGCCACGCUCGGGGCCUUCCUCCCCCUCGCCGGCGAGUUGGCCUUCCGCCCCGGCUCCGGCGACGUCGUCAUCGACUUCUCCCCCGCCGCCGUCUCCCGCUCCCCGGGCGUCAAGUUCGUCGAGGCCGAGUUCGCCGGCGGCGCCGACGCCAUGCGCCGCCUGGCCAGGGACGACGAGCACGACGCGGAGGCGUUCGCGCGGCUCGUCCCGGAGCUCGAGGCCCGGAGGCUGCCCGCCCCGGUCCUCGCCGUGCAGGUCACGAGGCCCGCGGGCGGGGGCGGCGCCGUGGCGGUCGGGGUGUCGAUCGGGCACGCGGUGGCGGACGGCCACGCGGUGUGGCAGUUCCUGAGCGCGUGGUCGACGGCGUCGCGGGAGGGCCCCGGGUCCCUCGCCGCGCCGGGCUUCGUGCGGCCGACAUUUGACCGGGCGGGCAUCCGGCACCCCAAGUCUGCCGAGCUGGUCCGCACCGUACUGAGCAGGGUCGCGCCGGCGCUGCCCCUGCUCAGGUCAGCGUCGUCCAAGCCGGAGAUCAUGCAGCAGAGCAGGAGGACCUUCCUGCUCCGCGCCGACGAGAUCCGGUCCCUGAAGCAGCACAUCCUCGAACAGAGCGGAGCAGGCAGCCGCGGCGAGCCGCCCAAACCGCCGAGCACCUACGUCGCCGUCUCGUCCCUGGCGUGGGCGUCCAUCACCCGGGCGACGCCGGCCAUGCUCGACGCCAACGACGCCCACCUCAUGGUCAGCGCGGACUGCCGCAGCCGCCUGCGCCCGCCGCUCGGCGACGGCUUCUUCGGGACCUGCGUCAAGGCGUGCUACGCGCGGGCCGGCGCGGGCGACCUGCUCGGCGGGGCCGGCGUCGCGCGCGCCGCCGCGGCCAUCCAGCGCGCGAUCCGCGCGUACCUGGAGGAGCCCGAGGGCGGCCCGCUGUCGGACGCCGAGGGGUGGGUGGCGGCGUACGGCGCCGUCCCGAAGGAGAGGCUCGUGACGGUGGGGUCGUCGAACCGGUUCGCGGCGUACGAGACGGACUUCGGGUGGGGCGCGCCGAGCCGCGUCGAGCUGGUGUCCCUGUUCGCGGCGCGGAUGGUGACGCUCCUCGGCGCGAGGGACGGCGGCGUGCAGGUCUCCGUGGCGCUCGACGGGGCGACGAUGGAUGCCUUCGCGGCCAACUUCGCCGUCCCGGCGGUUCGCACGGCGGCUGCUGGAGCAGUGUCCGUAGCACGAUAGGUGUGGCUGGCCGUGUCAAGUUCUGAAGUUCGCCGCAUGGGUUUCGCUCAUUUGUUUCACUGAACCUGAAUACCUGAUGAAGCGACGAUGAGCUGAAA